AUGUCUCUCUUGCUGUCCGACGGCCGUUACAAGUUCAAGUCGCGGAAGCGGCUCCGCCGCUUUCUCGACCUUGAGUCACCUUACGACACAUGUCUAGAAUGCGGGGGGUCAAUCAAGACGGACGUCGCGGCCCUACUCAGCCAGCUCCUCGGAUCAACUGUACCUUCUCCUUCUGCGGCAGACUUGUUAAGCGAUCUAAGCCACGUCGUCAUCUGCAAAAGAGAGCAAUGUCGGAAACGAGCACCUCGGUUGUACAAGACAUGGUGUGAUAAGAUGUGGAAGCAUUACCUACAGGAGCAUGGGCUGAGCUUAAACGACUGUGGAAGCAGACCGGCUGGGUUUACGAGGAAAACAUGGGACAAAGCACUCGAGAAGACUGAUGAGGCCGCGGACUCGGCAUACGAAUCGACCAAAGAUGGCUCGUCUUCUGACUCGGAUUAUGAGACGGACUCUGAUUCGGGCGAUGAGACGGAAGCCAGCUCCGAUGAAAAAGACAGUACGGACAGUGAUAAGGACACGGAUACCGAAGUGGUUGGAAUGGGGCGGCUUUCCAUCACGCGAGAACCAACGAGAAAAACAAAGCCGUCAUUUACCAAGGUCACCCAAGUCUCGGCCGCCGAACAACGCAAACAACUUCUCAAUACCAUAGUUCGGACCAUAUCCCAAAACUACCGCCGCAAAGGCUACAUCUACGGGUACCGGCAACCUGGCCUCGAUGGUUACAUCAAAAUCGGAUACGUCUUUGAUACACGCAAGUCUCAGGUGGAUCCCGUCCAAUACCGACUGGCUACGUGGAAAACAAACUGCAAGCACGACAUCGCUCUAGUUUUCACUCAGAAGAUCGAGUGUUAUGCGACCCAGAGGAUUGAGAGCCUUAUCCACAAGACGCUACAAAAGUAUCGCCACGAGCAACAUCCGCCAUGCGAGUCGUGCUAG
Sporothrix schenckii 1099-18 is the source of this 936-nucleotide messenger RNA. RefSeq lists its product as uncharacterized. The transcript has a single exon. Bases 1 to 936 code for a protein of 311 amino acids. NCBI's taxonomy places the organism in Eukaryota, Fungi, Ascomycota, Sordariomycetes, Ophiostomatales, Ophiostomataceae. The record is from RefSeq and is a predicted model, not a curated record.